Molecule: messenger RNA, 3380 nt
Organism: Pogonomyrmex barbatus (red harvester ant)
Lineage: Eukaryota; Metazoa; Arthropoda; Insecta; Hymenoptera; Formicidae
Gene: dtn
Product: transmembrane protein 132C dtn
Source: RefSeq, a predicted model, not a curated record
UUUGUAUUGUGUUUCAGGGCACGAGUAAAGUCUGGCGUGAAGAUUCUAGAUGCUUCGUCUAGCAGUCCAGAUUGGAUUGUCAAUAGCGACGUCAACGCGAAGAAUACCGCCGCCACGUUUACAGCGCGACGUAAGGAGACCUCGUCGCGUGUACUCAGCACAUCUGCGGAAGAAAUAAUGACAAUGUUGCUGGAGGCUAGCGAGGAGGGCAUAGGAGGAAGCUGGGACGGCGGUAGGAUCGUGUGGAGCGUGCGUUACGCGCUCGAGGGUGAGGAGGAGAAUGGAUCGCAGUUGACGGGCGUCGAUCAGUUGCAACAGCGAAUGCAGCAACGCCAGCUGCAGCACCAUCAUCAUCAUCAUGUCGAGAAACGGAAACUGCAGGCGCGGCUAGAGAUACAGAAGGAUGAUAUACAGGCGGUGCUUCCGAUCUCUAAGAACUGGGAGGUAAUGAAUACAGCAGUGUUGACGGGGCGUCAGGUGUCGCAAGGGAUGAAGGUUUUCAUCGUGAGUCAAGCCGGUACGGUGGCCGAUGUUACGCUGCAGUCGUCCUGUCAUUCCGAGGACGAGAGUGUCCUCAAGGUAUCAUCCUCGUGCAGUAGCGUGUACGUGGACGGUUCGGAGAUCCGGGGUUCUAGCAAUGCGUCGGUCCUCGUCAAGUACGGGACAUAUACUGGGCUAGCGAGGUUCACCGUAUGGAUGCCCGAACUUCCUCUGGAGGUAAGCGUUGCUGACACGCGGCUAAACCAGAUAAAAGGUUGGAAAGUGCCAGAGGAGCACGCGGCCAGUACGAAGAGCAAGCGGAGCCUAUUGAACGCGACGCGGAUCGAAAAGUUCCCGAUUUCCUCGACGUCGACGACACCGCUGGAGAGGCCGCCGAUGACCGCGCGAGCGAGGAAGAGGAGCGCUGUCGAUCUGGAGGAGUCGAUAGAGGAUACGUCCUUAGACAUGGACGAUCCGGACGGACUCCUCGAGGAGGACGAACACGACGAACGGUUCCGAGCCAAUGGAAAUGAUCAUGGAUGGGAUACGAUUAACUCCAUCGAUCGAAAUCUGUCUCCGGCCAAUUGCAGGCUGCGUUUCCAGCAGAGUCCGGUCGAGGUGCACGCCCGAUUCCUGGCGACCGAUCAUGACUCGGGUAGAGUCUCGUACUUUGUCAAUCGACGUACCUGGUUGCGCGUCACCGAUCUCGUAGCCGGCAUGCUGCGUGUCUCCGAUCCUAGAAUAGCGACGCUUCUUCAGGGCAGACUUGUUCAGGGACGCGGAGUGGGUCGCACGGAAGUGCAAGUAUUGUCGCCGAUCACCGGUAGAGUUAUCGGCGCGAAGGAAAUCAGGGUCGGUAAUGACCGCGUGUCUGUGACACGUCUGUCUGUUCGGGUGGUAUCCGGACUUCAACUCAGUAUCAGUCCUGAUACCGCGAUCGAAAAUGGAUACGUCGCCGAAACUUCGGUUACAAGAAGACUGACUGCUCAAUAUCAGGAAGGAUUGCUAGACAUUGACGUAGAAUUCUCGGACAGUACCCGUACACCCCUCAGGGAAAUCGCCGUGAGCGAUUACCAUUUGCUAGUGGAGAGCCUGGAUCCGGAAGUUGUGGCGUUCGCACCAAUGGUCGCUUCUCAUCAUCCGCGGGUAAUCGCGGUCGGUGAGGGCCGUGGUGACUUACUGCGUGUCAGUUUACAGCUUGCCGAUUCCUGCCGAUUAUCCGGCAGACGUUCGAGCAAGGGUUCUCAGAGAGCGACAGUCACCGCAUUGGCAAGCGCGUCGGCCAACAUCGAGGUGGAUUUCGCCUCGAGUGAGGUUCCUAAUCGGCCGGAAUUCGUACAGAAUGACGGUGGUGGCACUGUCGGUUCUCACCAUCACAGAGAACGUAAAAUCGGCCGAGGCGAAAUAGCGUCCGAUCUACACGACAUCCUCAUCGUCUUUGUCGUCUCCUGCGUGGUGUACGCCAGCAAGUUCAAGCCUCAACCGCCGGACUCCCCGCUCACCGGUACGGCCGUCCCGGUGCUCUCUGGCGCGGGUGCGAGGGCUCGCGCCGCCGCGAAUCAGCUGGCGUCCGGCAGACGACCACCACGCGAAUCGACCACCAACGCACACGACUGGGUAUGGUUGGGCAGAGCGACUCUCGAACGAGCUGCCUGCGGUCCGCAACAGGUGCGUGUAACGAGUAAUCCGCUGGCCGGUGAAGGCGAAUCCGAGGCCGAAUUGGGCACGUGUUUCGAUAAUCCGAACCACAUUGAGCUACCAUCUGCCAAUCAACGGCCUAGCGGUACCAGUGCCAUUGACACUACUACUUAUUCCAAGAGAGAUAGAAUAGCGCGGAACAGUUUCGCGGCGAAAUCCGCGGUCAAACCAUCCGCGGUGAUACCACCCACUACGACUACGGCGGCGACGACAGCAACGUCGAUGGUAGCUCCGAUAAUGACCACCGCGCGGAACGAUAACGAUGAUAUUCCUCCACCUUUACCGCCGCAUGGAGUGCCAGUUACAAACUCGAUAUCGACGACAACGGCGACUACCGCGACGGUCGGCAUGAACAAUACGAGCAACGGCAAUAACGAAGAUUACAAACCACCGGUACCACCACACAGGAACACGGGGAUAAACGUGCGGCUACCAGAACCGCCGCGAAAACACCGUCACAGAGCGUCCAGCGGCGGCAGCGGCAGCCAUCACGGGAAUAAUCAUCGGCACAGCAGCAAAACACAGCAAUCGAAUCAUCAUGUAGUCAAAUCACAUGGGAAAACCAGAGUGGACAACGUUAACAAACAGAACGGUGAAGAUGAAGAAUUUGUGGAACUAGCGAAUCACGACGACAAUAGACAUCUCGCGAAAGACGCUGGAAGAUCCCGAGAGAUCAAGAGGGCGACCAUAGUUGGUAAUCCGAUGUACUCGUCGUUUUCCACCUCUGCCGUUGUAUCCACUGUCGUCUCUACCAUAAAUUCGUCUACUCCUACUGGUGGCGCGGCCUCGUCCACUACCACAUCUCCGCCGUCCUCGUCGCCGUCCGCUUCUUCCUCCUCGUCCUCUUCUAGCUCCUCUUGUGCCUCAUCCUCUUCCCAAGAGCAGGAGGAAGCGGUGGCGCUCGAUGACCUUAAUCUGGGCAUGGAUUACAACCAGAUCAUGCAGUAUUUCGACAAUCUGAAGGAGUCGAAUGCCUAGGUGAGGCCAUUCGACCUCUUCGAAGGUCGAGUAGUAGUCAACGCUGAUACGGAACACCGGGAUCCUCGUUAGUAGGUACAGAGAGUGCGGGGCGAGUUACGCCUUUGUUUUCUUUCCCCUCUUGAAGAUAACGAUUUUCCGGAUAUUUCGUAUCUUAGACUGUAAUCUAGUCAGCUUCCUAGCAGCACAUCAAGAUAAACGCGCAAACACGUACAUAAGCAAAA